AGAAGCAAAAAUAAAAGUCAUUCAAUAUAGUAUUGUAUUUUAACUACUUAAAUAAAAAUUAAUAAUUUGCUGAAAAUAUGGCAGAUAUUAAAUGUUUAUAUCAAGACAUUAAAACCGAAUGGAAUAAAACUACUCCUAAUUUAAAAAAGUGUGAACCUUUAAUUAAUGAUCUUAAGAUCGCUCUCACUAAACUUUCAUAUUUACCAACUGGAGAGUUAACAACACUUUCCAAAGAUGAAAUGAUUUUGUCUCGUAAUAUAUUGGAAAUUGCUGUUGAAUAUAGUGUUGCUAGCAAGGAUAUACCAGCAUUUGAAAGAUAUAUGGCACAAUUGAAAUGUCAUUAUUAUGAUUAUAAAAAUAUAAUUGGCGGUUCCGAAAAUAUGUAUAAACUUCUUGGUUUGAAUUUAUUGUUUUUAUUAUCAGGAAAUCGUGUAUCCGAUUUUCAUAUUGAAUUAGAACUUUUACCAGCUGAAGUGAUUCAAACAAACGAAUUUAUAAGACCAAUUCUUGCCUUAGAGCAAUAUAUAAUGGAAGGUCGUUAUAAUAAAAUAUUUGAAGCAAAGAAUGGAACUCAUCCAGAAAUAUACAAUUUUUUUAUGGAUUUACUUUUGGAAACAGUUCGAGAUGAAAUUGGCGCAUGUAUAGAAAAAUCAUAUGAUAAAAUUUCUAUCAAAGAAGCCGCUAAACGAUUGAAUUUGAAGAGCAAAGAUGCAGUUCGUGCAUUUGGAGCAAAAAAGAAAUGGCAUCUUGAAUCAGAUGAAGUAUUUUAUUUCAGUACUAAUGUAACAAAACCAAAAGAACCUCUUCCAUCAACAGAGUUAGCAGAACAAGUAAUAUUUUAUGCUAGAGAAUUGGAAAUGAUUGUUUAAAUAAGCUUAAGAUUAAUAAAUUUUUUGUAUCAUUCUAAUAAGGUAUUUUAAUAAAAAUAAAUUAAAAGUUGA
Condylostylus longicornis is the source of this 941-nucleotide messenger RNA. It is a transcript of the gene Rpn12, whose product is annotated as 26S proteasome non-ATPase regulatory subunit 8. The transcript is spliced from 4 exons. Bases 78 to 869 code for a protein of 263 amino acids. Gene Ontology annotation, cellular component: nucleus; cytosol; proteasome regulatory particle, lid subcomplex. Lineage: Eukaryota; Metazoa; Arthropoda; Insecta; Diptera; Dolichopodidae. Gene Ontology annotation, biological process: proteasome-mediated ubiquitin-dependent protein catabolic process. The record is from RefSeq and is a predicted model, not a curated record.